Messenger RNA from Salarias fasciatus (jewelled blenny), 1792 nucleotides. It is a transcript of the gene prpf31, whose product is annotated as PRP31 pre-mRNA processing factor 31 homolog (yeast). Bases 146 to 1672 code for a protein of 508 amino acids. Lineage: Eukaryota; Metazoa; Chordata; Actinopteri; Blenniiformes; Blenniidae. Gene Ontology annotation, cellular component: U4/U6 x U5 tri-snRNP complex; precatalytic spliceosome; U4 snRNP. The record is from RefSeq and is a predicted model, not a curated record. Gene Ontology annotation, biological process: spliceosomal tri-snRNP complex assembly; mRNA splicing, via spliceosome. The transcript is spliced from 14 exons.
GCAGAAUCGAGCCACAAACAAACGCAGUGGAACUCUGGAAAGCACGUAAUUUUACUUGCAAAUCGACGAUCCCGACGAUUUCGGGAGGCGAUUUUGUGCUCCUGAUCCAGUCUGCGUCUGAACAGUCACAACUUAAACUGCUGAGAUGUCGCUGGCUGAUGAGCUCCUGGCUGACCUGGAGGAGGCCGGAGACGAGGGGGAGGACGGGCUGUACCCAGAGGGAGAUGAGGGGGACAGCGAUGGAGAGGCUUCCCAGGUCAGGGCGGACGGUGGGCUGGAAGACAUCCCAGAGGAGAUGGAGGUAGACUACAGUAAAGCUGAGAGUGUUGCGUCCAUUGCGAAGCUUCGCAACAGCAAGCAGUUUUCAGAGAUCAUCGACAAAAUUUCUGUAUAUAUUGGAAAGCAACGCAAGAACUCUGAGGUGGCCGGUCCAGUGGAGGCCGACCCGGAGUACAGACUGAUUGUAGCAGCCAAUAAUCUCACGGUGGAGAUCGACAAUGAGCUCAACAUCAUUCACAAGUUCACAAGAGACAAAUACUCCAAGAGGUUCCCGGAGCUCGAGUCCCUGGUGCCAGAUUCUUUAGAUUACAUCCGCACAGUCAAGGAACUUGGAAACAAUCUGGAGAAAUGCAAAACCAACGAGACUUUACAGCAAAUUCUCACCAACGCCACUAUUAUGGUUGUCAGUGUUACGGCCUCAACCACACAGGGGACGAUGCUCAGUGAGGAAGAGCUGAAGCAGCUGGAGGAGGCGUGUGACAUGGCUCUGGAGCUGAACCAGUCCAAACACAGAAUAUACGAAUAUGUGGAAUCCAGAAUGUCGUUCAUCGCCCCAAAUCUGUCCAUUAUUGUUGGAGCGUCGACAGCAGCGAAGAUUAUGGGUAUCGCCGGCGGCCUCACGAACCUGUCAAAGAUGCCGGCCUGUAACCUGAUGCUGCUGGGAGCUCAGCGGAGGACGCUGUCGGGCUUCAGCAGCACGUCGCUGCUUCCCCACACCGGCUUCAUCUACCACUGUGACGUGGUUCAGUCUCUCCCACCUGACCUCAGGAGGAAGGCAGCUCGCCUGGUGGCUGCUAAAUGCACUCUGGCAUCCCGGGUGGACAGUUUCCAUGAGAGUUCAGAUGGGAAGGUCGGCUACGACCUGAAAGAAGAGAUCGAGAGGAAGUUUGACAAAUGGCAGGAGCCUCCGCCGGUGAAGCAGGUCAAACCACUUCCUGCCCCGCUGGACGGGCAGAGGAAGAAGAGAGGAGGACGGAGGUACCGAAAGAUGAAGGAACGUCUGGGACUGACUGAGAUCAGGAAGCAUGCCAACAGGAUGACCUUUGCAGAGAUUGAAGACGACGCCUAUCAGGAGGACCUGGGCUUCAGCCUGGGUCAGCUGGGGAAGAGCGGCAGCGGCAGAGUCCGACAGGCUCAGGUCAACGAGGCCACCAAGGCCAGGAUCUCCAAAUCCCUCCAGAGAACGCUGCAGAAGCAGAGCAUGACGUACGGAGGGAAGUCGACGGUGAGGGAUCGCUCCUCGGGAACCAGCUCCAGCGUAGCCUUCACUCCGCUGCAGGGCCUGGAGAUCGUGAACCCGCAGGCUGCAGAGAAGAAGGUGGCUGAAGCCAACCAGAAAUAUUUCUCCAACAUGGCGGAGUUCCUCAAAGUCAAGAAAGACUCUAAAAUGUGAACAGAAUCCUCCCGCACUCAGCCCUGUAUGGAGUCUCCACUUUCAUUUUGUCGUCUUUCUUUUCUUUUUUACCGUCACUGGUUAUCGAUUUUCCGAUUUUAAUAAAACUAAGAAUUCAUA